Molecule: messenger RNA, 513 nt
Organism: Colletotrichum destructivum
Lineage: Eukaryota; Fungi; Ascomycota; Sordariomycetes; Glomerellales; Glomerellaceae
Exons: 4
Coding region: 1-513 (170 amino acids)
Source: RefSeq, a predicted model, not a curated record
AUGAAGUCUUCCAGCAUCCUAUCCCUCGGCUUGUUACUUGGGGCGACUAAGGCCAUCGACAUGAGAGAGUAUGCACCAGCAUGCGGGGUUGACCGAGGAUUCAGAAUCUGGUACAGGGAACUCCUUGCUUCCUUUGAGGACGCGACAACGGUUGAGGGUAUUCUCGACUGGUUCGCGCCCGGUGGCGUCAUGGUUCUCCGUGACCAGGAAGCCGCGGGGGACGAGAUUCUCCAAGCUCGUGAAGCUAUUCUACCCGCCGACGGUUCCGUGCAAUGGAAUCACUUCCCAAACACCACCAUUGUCUCUGACGAGACGCCGACGAACAAGUCCUUUGUGGUCUCUGGGGUCUUGCAGAUCACCAACGGAACCUGUGCCACAACCUACUUCCAAACACUCUUCACUGUCGAAAAGGACUUGACAACCGGCCAAGCGGACCUUGAGUCGCACGGCGGCCGCAUUCUCGUCUACCACGGUUUCUCUAUCAACGCAACGACCGAUCCCUGCAUCAAAUAG